This is a messenger RNA of Saimiri boliviensis boliviensis (Bolivian squirrel monkey), 3398 nucleotides long. NCBI's taxonomy places the organism in Eukaryota, Metazoa, Chordata, Mammalia, Primates, Cebidae. The record is from RefSeq and is a predicted model, not a curated record.
ACGACAGCAGGGCGGGGUUAAACGGGAAGUUCUGCCUCACCCUCACAGGCAGCGGCCUGGUCGUACCGCCUCUGAGAGGCUCCGGCGGGGGGCAGGGCCGAGUUCGUCUGGGACCUGGCUCACGCCUCGCAGCCUUCCAGCCAGUUUCCUCCUGAUCCUUGCUGGGACAACAUAAUUGGGACGCGGUUCUCGAAACAUACUCUGAAGGCAUAGUUGCAUUUGGUUCCCCAACUCACACUGAUGCCUAAGGCCCAGCUGAUUUCUCUUCAUUUCUGCAGACUUACUGUACCAUGGCAGGCCAGCGAAAGUGUCAAAAGAUCAGCAGAGCUGGACCCAGGGAAAUGCAAGAACCUCCGAAGAGUAUUGAAGAAUUCUUAAAGUUUCAAAAUUGGGAUUAUUGGCCAAAGGAAAUCCAUUUUAGAGACGAUGAUCAAUGGUCAUGCACUCUGAAAAAAAUAAAAGAAGAUAGUUCAUUUGUUUCCAUUUAUACACAUCUAUGGGAAAAUGUUCCUCGAAUAUUUGAAGCAGUUUUGAUCAUGGAAUCACGAUUAAAGGAAUGUUCACUUCUUUUGCAAAACCACACCUCUAAAAUAUUUAAGCGGAAAAGCAUGAUUUCUGAAACAAGUUCUUACAGGAAAUUGGAAAGAUAUGGGGAGUUCCUAAAGAAGUACCAUAAGAAAAAAAAGAUAAUGCUUUCAGAUGACAUGGAGACAGAGAAGAAUAUAGAGGGUUGCAACUUCACAGGAUUCAAAGCAAAUGAACUUACUCAGCUACCCAGACAUUUGGAUGCCAAACAAAUAUAUCUUUUUAUUUUAAAAGCCCAUAAUUUUGAUGAAAAAGUUUUUAAAAUCUGGAAGACUCACUUUCUCUCAGAAGCCUCCAUUGCUCUUUUGCAUGACUCCUUUUGGUGGUGGUUUCUCCAUAAAUUUAAGCCUGACAGAGAAAACCAAGAUUGUUUAUUUGACAGAAUUUCAGAAAGUUAUGUGACACUUUUCAUGAGCAUACCUCUAAGUCGAAAGGAUGCAUUCUUUCAGAUAUAUCCUGAUUGUUUGGCACAAGCCAUAUAUGCAACAUUCCAUGAAGCAUUUCCAGAAUCUAGUUACCGCUUUAAUGAUGAAUUUAAAGAAGAUCUAGGAAAUAACAUUUUUCUUUGGUGUUCAGGUUUAAAACCUCAAAAAGGCUUUUGGACCCACUGGAAACUGAAAGAACUCUCCACAACCACCAUUCAUGGUGGCAAAAAAGCACCUGCUAAAUCAGUAAAGGAGAGAAUUGCAGGCAGUCAAGAACGUAUAUCAACCACUAUCGACUUCAAUAUUAUAAAGAUUUUAAACAACCCAAGAGCAUAUACAUUGCCUACAUCCAAAGAAGAAUCAGGAUUAUUGAGACUAGCAACAAAGUCCCACUAUAGUAGUACUGGUCCAGAGUUUAAUCGUGUUCUCUUCAAUUUUGGAGGUCAGAGUCCAUUGAUUUUAUAUUAUCUUAAGAUGCAUGAGCUGGCUGGUAUUUCUAAAGCCCCUAAGCAAAGCAAGAUUAAACUCACUGAGAUAUUCCAGGAACCACUACCUGCUCCAACAUACCGUGAUAUUAUAAAGGAGGCAAAAAGACAAUUUGCAAGGAACCGAAAGGAUUUUAGGAUACUCCAAGCAAAGGCUACCAAGAAACCUGAUGAAGUUAAACAUGACUUUGAGAAGUUCCUACAUAAACUGCGUUCUGAAGCUAAAAUUGAGAGAGAAUGUGUGGCAUCACUGUCAUCAUCAUCAUCAUCAUCAUUAACAGAAAACUACAACUCUGAGGAAGAACACUAAGAGAAACCAGAAAUGAACUCUACUCAGGAACAAUGCAUACAAUUCAAUGGUAUCAGUUUAAUUGUAGCAACGUAUUUAAUUCAAGUCCAAUCCAUGAAAUCAAUAUUGUGUGUUUUACCAUUCAUCUUUAAAAAUCUUCAAAUCAGUAAAUCUCAGUAUAUUCUUAAAAGAUCUGUCCAAGCAUGAUCUUGGCUCUUAAUAGUAAAACCAUAUUUUAAGAUGGAAAAAUAACCAUUAUGAAGCAUAGAGAGCUUUCAGCCAUUUCUUUGGAAAUACAUCUUGAUAAUAGCAACCAUUCAUCAUAAUAGAAAACAGAAAGAAGAUUAAUUUACUGUGGCAUAGAAAGUCCUGCCAAUUCUUAAGUGCCCUAAAUAGUUUCUCUGAGAUUUUUUACAUUUUUCAGGCCUCAAGGAAAACCAAAGCCCCGCCUCCAGGUUUGGUAGCAAAUAAACUGUGUUUCUCCGGUGCUAAGCUUCCGUCAAUCCUCUGGUAAUAAGCUUUGUGCACAUUUGCUAGGAAGCUGGUCAGGUUGUCCACAGCUACUAUUGACACUGUGCAGCCUCCCCAUCCUGCUCCAGUAAGUCGUGACCCUUCAGCCCCAAACUUCCUAAAGCAAUGAGAAAAAAAAAUUAGAAUCUAUAAAUAUUAGAACGCAUAAAUGAAAAUACAGGUGAUUUGCUUGGUGUCUGUGGAACACAUAGCCUACCUAAGUUACAUGAAGAAAAUACAUGAGAGGUUUUUAGGUGUCAUCAAACAUAUCAGGACAUUAAGACAUUUAGACUGUUUCAGAGCAUGAUCUGGAAUUUUUUUGAUUGUCUCUAAAUCUGGUCCCUGGUUUUUCCAAGUAGUAAAAGUCAACAGUACUCCUCCCAUUUCAUGACUGGCAACAACCCACUGUAAUACUGAUUCCAUAAAGUAGUCACUUGAAGAGUUGUAUAGCAAGCCUACAGGUAUAUCAGGAAGGAGCCAUUAAAAUAAAACAGGCAAUGAUAAAAGAAAUGUAGGUAACUGACUCAGAAGGUCACUCCAAAUGAGGGCAAAUCAAAAUGUAAAGUUCACAGUCCUAUACAAGUUUUCACCAGGGCUAUUUCAGCUGCAUUCUUAAGGCUGGGCUGUUUCACAAAGAAGAAUCAGUCUCCUAGAACAGAUAGCCUCAUUCACUGAAUAAACUUAGCAACAAAAAGCUUAUUAUUAAACUCCAGGUUGAGUGGGUGGUUGGUUGAAUCUCUAAUGGAAAAUUAAGCAAAUCUUUCCACAAAGAGGAUGGCAGUCCAUACCACCUUCUCUGUGCCUCCUGGAGCUGGUCUGAUUACUGAACUCAGAAUUUUACAUCAGAUGAGAUGUAUCUGAUUAGGAUGGCAACAACUAUAUAAAGGACCACACAGCAAGAGGUAAUUUUAGUCACUGUAAACCAGGUAUAGUUUUAAACCUAAGAUUUUAACCAAAGUGAAAGGAUCUAUCACAAUGUACACAGAUCACUCAGCUUUAAAAGAUGCAAUUUAUCCUGACAAGAAAGUUAACAUGUACUUACAAUUAAUUAUUCUUAAUAAAAUUCCCUCCAAAUUAUUAGUGGAUUAAAGGCUAUAUAAUUAA